AAUGUUUUGAGACAGUAGUGGCGGUAAAGUUUGUGAAUCUUCUCCUCCCAACAGUAAUCUUAAUCUAACAGCCAAUGGGUUCCGUUUUUCUCUCUCUAUCUUAAAAGUCCAAUUUUUACGUUAGGGUUUCCAAAUCGCAGAUACAAGCCCCGCAUUGCUUAGCCUGAUCGCCGAUUAACCAGCUUAGCAAUUGGGUGUCAGCCUCCAUUUCUUGGGAUUUCGCUCCAGUUCCGAGCCUAAAAAAAACAUGAAGACAAGUGAUGUGCUGAGAUAUGGCACUUAAAGUUCCGGCUCAUAAAGUUGCUGAGAUUGCAAUUGGCUCCAUCGGUCGUGGUUAUGAUGUAUCUGCUGAUAUAAGGCUUAAGUAUUGUAAAGGGGAUUCCAUAAAUUCACGUUUAAUUGAAAUAGAUGAAGAUGAUGUAAGAGAGGUGGUAUUACCGGAUGGAGUUUCAAUACCAAAUGUUUCUAAAUCAAUAAAAUGUGAUAAAGGGGAACGCACUAGGUUCAGGUCUGAUGUUUUAUCUUUUCAACAGAUGUCUGAGCAAUUCAAUCAGGAGUUAUCUUUAACUGGCAAAAUUCCCUCUGGGCUUUUCAAUACAAUGUUUGAAUUUUCUGGGAGUUGGCAGAAAGAUGCAGCCCAUACCAAGUCCCUUGCUUUUGAUGGGGUAUUAAUUACACUUUACACCAUUGCAUUAGAGAAGUCUCAGAUGGUACUCUGUGACCAUGUUAAAAAAGCUGUACCAUCAUCAUGGGAUCCACCUGCAUUAGCAAGGUUUAUUGAGACCUUUGGCACCCAUAUAAUUGUUGGUAUGAAAAUGGGAGGAAAAGAUGUAAUAUAUUUGAAGCAGCAGCACUCAUCGACUCUUCAACCUGCUGAUGUUCAAAAAAAAUUGAAAGAGAUUGCGGAUAAGAGGUUUCUGGAUGCCAAUGGCCAAUAUAGUGUUGCUUCUGAUCAAGUUUUCCCAAAUAACAAGUUUGGAAUCAGGGAGCAGAGGCUAACAUUUGCUAAUAUUAGUCCAUCAAGUUCUUAUUCACACAAGGAGGAUAUUGUAAGCAUUCCCAAGAGGAGGGGUGGAAGUGAUGACAGAAAUCUAUCCCACAAUGAGUGGUUGCAAACUGUUCAGUUUGAGCCUGAUGUGAUCUCAAUGUCCUUCAUUCCAAUUACAUCUGUAUUGAAUGGAGUGCCAGGGAGUGGAUUCUUGAGCCAUGCCAUAAACCUUUAUUUACGAUACAAACCACCAAUUGAAGAGCUCCACCAAUUCCUGGAAUUCCAGCUGCCAAGGCAGUGGGCACCUGUAUUCAGUGAACUUCCUCUUGGUCCACAACGGAAGCAACGAAGUUCUGCUUCUUUACAGUUUAGCUUCAUGGGGCCAAAGCUUUACGUUAACAACUCACAGGUUGAUGUAGGUAAGAGGCCAGUGACUGGUCUACGUCUUUAUCUUGAAGGUAAGAAAAGCAAUCGGUUAGCCAUACAUUUGCAACACCUUUCAUCACUUCCAAAAAUCUUCCAGCUUGAAGAUGAUCCAAAUGAUAACUUCCAGCGGAAGUCUUAUGAUAGGAAAUUCUAUGAGAAGGUUCAAUGGAAGAAUUUCUCUCAUGUGUGCACUGCUCCUGUGGAAUCUGAGGAGGAUCUUUCAAUAGUGACCGGAGCUCAAUUGCAAGUUGAGAAUUAUGGCAUAAAAAAUAUACUCUUCUUAAGACUUCGAUUCUCAAAUGUGUUGGGAGCUAAAUCAGUGAAGCAACCUGAGUGGCAGGGAUCUCCUGGGCCAGGAGCCAAGUCAGGCCUCAUAUCCACUUUAAUUAGCCAACACUUUACAGCAACAUUUCAGAAGCCUCCUCCACGUCCAGCUGAUGUUAAUAUAAAUUCUGCUGUCUAUCCAGGUGGCCCUCCUGUUCCUGUCCAAGCUCCCAAGCUUCUCAAAUUUGUUGACACAACUGAGAUGACCAGAGGACCACAGGAGUCUCCUGGCUAUUGGGUUGUCUCUGGAGCAAAGCUGCUUGUUGAGAAGGGCAGAAUUUCUCUCCGGGUUAAGUAUUCUUUGCUGACCAUGGUAUUACCAGAUGAUGAGAUGUUGGAUGAUCAUUAGCUGAUUCGUUCUGGCUUUGCCUUCAGCGAACUAUAUUUGCAAGUGUUCUUUUUUAAGUUGUGAGAGGUUGGGAAAUGAAGGGAGGGUAGUUAUCAUACAGAAAAUUGGCUUUGGUUUUGCUAAUCCGGGAGGUCUUCUUUCUUACAGUGAAAGCACAUAUAAAGUUCACGAAGAGAUAGGGAGAGGGGAACACGUGUAAGUUACAAGGUAGACUUUUACAGCCCAGAACAAUGACUUUGUUGAUAAUUACUAUUAGAAAUCAAUUCCACAGGCCUCAGGCGCAUUACCUCAUCUUGUUUGGAUAGGAUCACCUUGAUAAAUUAUGAUGAAAACACUAAAUAUAUAUCAAUUUAAUACGUUGAGAAAUUAUGCCACCGUAAUAUUCUCAUUUCUGAUUUGAGUUAGCUGGUUCUUAAGCAUAAAAAUUUUGUAAUGGGAGAGGAUGGACGAGCCGAUGCUGAUGGUGAUCAGGUCGUUACAGAAUGGGACUCGAAGUCUUGUUUAGGAUCAGAUAGUAUAUCGCAUAUUACGUGAUAUUCAAUGUUUGCUGCUUGUUUCUAUACUAAUAACAUUUUCCUAAAUCAUAUCGUAGUAGCUGUAGUCCUUUCUCGUUGAAAAUGCACUAGGUUAAGAAAAUGAAGAUAAUAUAUAUGUAUAAAAUGCACUAGCUGUAGUCCUUUAGUGGCUGAUGAAGGACAGCUAACUUGGAAAAAGGAGGCUUCCCAUUUUGAUAUGUAACUUACAAUAUAUAUGUAUAAAAUUGACACAAGUUGG
Molecule: messenger RNA, 2861 nt
Organism: Abrus precatorius (Indian licorice)
Lineage: Eukaryota; Viridiplantae; Streptophyta; Magnoliopsida; Fabales; Fabaceae
Product: MACPF domain-containing protein At4g24290
Exons: 9
Coding region: 273-2087 (604 amino acids)
Biological process (GO): plant-type hypersensitive response; regulation of salicylic acid mediated signaling pathway
Cellular component (GO): plasma membrane
Source: RefSeq, a predicted model, not a curated record